Messenger RNA from Orbicella faveolata, 2217 nucleotides. Its product is annotated as presenilin-associated rhomboid-like protein, mitochondrial. Gene Ontology annotation, cellular component: membrane. Gene Ontology annotation, molecular function: serine-type endopeptidase activity. The record is from RefSeq and is a predicted model, not a curated record. Lineage: Eukaryota; Metazoa; Cnidaria; Anthozoa; Scleractinia; Merulinidae.
GUCUUCAUUAGAAAACCAGGAAUUCAUCGAGUUAUAUCUAUCGUUGCCUUAAAUACAAUUAUGGAUAAAUGGUUUUGGUUGUGUCACUUUUUCAUUAUUAAAAUUAGCUUUUAAUAAUUAAGUUCACUUGGUUCAGCGGAUUGUAGAUGUAUUAUUGCCUGAAAUCGCACUCAGUUGCACGCGCAUGACUUAGUGAGUGUGGCAUCCAGUCAGUGUUAAAUGCAGAUUGCAGACAAGGGGUGAAAUGCAUAUAUAAGGCUGCUAGCUCCUGGCAAGUACAUUAGGUACAUGAACACUGGGAAGGAACCAUGCCUUUUUAAUCAAACAGGUGUGUUUCCGAAUCAACGACACAAUGCAGCAUGUCACGUGUCUGACACGUGUCCUUUGUUUCCUGGAGAUGGAUGGACGAUUCUCUAGCACGUGAGCUCAAAAGGAAUGAUCAUGUCAUUUUACCAAAGAACGAGGGGUACGGAUUGGGUCCAAACCGCGAGUUUCAGUAUAGGGACUGGAACUAGUAAAUUUCAAAAUGCCGGUCGUGUUAGUGCUUUCUCGACAAGGGACAAAGUUUUGUAGGAAGACAUGUUUUCCGAAAUUUUCUCUACCCAGGUCGAGAAAGUUUCAUGUCCAAAGAAACUUACGGAACCGCAGCCAGUAUGGAAAAGGAACUGGAAAAAACGACAUCCAGCCUGAAAUGCCGGAGGGUGUCAGUAAAUUAAGAAUGAUAAUGAGGCCCUUGGGUUUUACUAUAAUGACAGGUGCAGUGAGUUUUGGAACAUGUUCAAUUCUGCAUUAUGAAAGAGUUAGAAAUUUGUACAUUAGAGGAAGCCUGGAACGGAACUGGCCAACAAGAAGGUUUCCAAAACUGUUUGGUAUAAGGGAUGUGUUGAACAAAUGGUGGAAUUCUUUGCCUGAAGGCCAAAAGACAGUUGUAGGAAUCAUCUUUCUGAACACAGCAGUGUUUUCCUUAUGGCGAAUUCCUAGGAUGCAGCAUUUUAUGUUUAAGUGGUUUACGUCAUCUCCAGUUGCAGCAUCUUCAGCGACACUAUUGAGCAGCACCUUUAGUCAUAAGGAUUUCUGGCAUUUGGCUGUUAAUAUGUUUGUACUUUGGAGUUUUGCUCCAGGGAUGGAAGCUCAUCUGGGUAAAGAACAGUUUCUAGCAUUUUAUAUCACUGGAGGUGUGGCUGCCUCAUUUGCAAGUGUUGCACAUAGAAUUGCUAUUUCCAAUUUUUUUAGUGCAUCUCUUGGUGCGUCAGGGGCAUUGUUUGCUGUUCUGUCAUAUGUGGCCAUUCAUCAACCAGACUUGAGACUAGCUAUAGUGUUUCUACCAUUUUUUACAUUUUCAGCUGGCUCGGGCCUUUUAGCCAUGGUUGGUAUUGAUGUGGCGGGGUUACUUUUCCGCUGGAACUUAUUCGAUCACGCAGGCCAUCUUGGCGGUGUUUUACUUGGGGCGUGGUACUUGAAAUUUGGCCAUCAUUACUUGUGGGAAAAGCGAGGUUGGCUCGUUUCAAGGUGGCACAAGUUACGAGAAGGAUACAAAAGAACUUGAACUUAUCAGAAGAUUUUUCAUCUGUAAAAAAUGUCUUCGGAGUUCACUUUCAUUCAACAAAGUAGAAAGGUCACAGUUUAACGCCCUCAGUGGGUUCACGACUCUUGAAAAACGAACAUUUUUUCCACGAAUGCAGUGUUUUUAAAAACUGACUUGUGAUUUUAAUCAUACCACGAGGCAAAAACAACGAAAUACUUGAUUGUGACAAUUGCUUAAGACCUUCCGACGGUCUCCGAGGAUUAACACUUUCUUGGAGAAAUGAAUCAAAACACUUUCUCUCAGCUCCUAACAAGUGGAUUAUGAUGCAGUUUUGGGGUUUCUGACCAUGUCUUGUUCAUGUAGUCCCUUGGAGCCGAAUCGUAUCAAGGAAUAAAAGGGAGAGUUUUGUUCUCGUUUUCCGGUUAACUGUUUCCGUUCUGCGUUCAACAUGAAUUAUUCUUCGUUGUUGUCACAUAUUUAUUUUCAUGUUAUGUCAAGAUUAUCACUCAGUUGACGAGUUUCUUUAUGUCGUCCCUUGUGUUUUGGACAUGUCUGUAUAUCCUAAGGCGACAUUCCAUGCUAAUCACUGUUAAGAGGCAGUCCACUACAAUGUAACAAGGGAAAUAAGGCAGCGUCCACACUAAGCCCGAGAAAUUUGAAGACCCAGUUUUAUUUCUAUGGUUAGGCCUACC